GAUCACGAUCAGAAAGGAAAAACUAGCAAUUGCAGGCGGAGAAUUAGAUUUUGAGAGAAAAAGUGAGUCGUGAUCUGUUGCAAUGGGAAACACCGAAAAGCUGAUGAACCAGAUCAUGGAGCUCAAAUUCACUUCCAAGAGUUUGCAACGCCAAUCCCGCAAGUGCGAGAAAGAUGAGAAAGCUGAGAAGCUCAAGGUCAAGAAAGCCAUCGAGAAGGGUAACAUGGACGGCGCCAGAAUUUACGCCGAGAACGCGAUUCGCAAGCGCAGUGAACAGAUGAAUUACCUCCGUUUAGCUUCUCGUCUGGAUGCUGUUGUCGCUCGCCUUGACACCCAGGCUAAAAUGACCGCCAUCAACAAGUCCAUGGCUUCGAUCGUCAAAUCCCUCGAUUCCUCUCUUGCCUCUGGGAAUCUGCAGAAGAUGUCUGAAACCAUGGACCAGUUCGAGAAGCAAUUCGUUAACAUGGAGGUUCAGGCCGAAUUCAUGGAGAGUUCCAUGGCUGGAAGCACGUCGCUCUCCACGCCCGAAGGCGAGGUUAACAGCCUGAUGCAGCAGGUUGCAGAUGAUUAUGGUUUGGAGGUCUCCGUUGGUCUGCCUCAGCCUGCAGGCCAUGCUAUUCCCACCAAGUCUUCCGAGAAGGCGGAAAAGGACGACCUGUCCAGACGCCUUGAGGAGCUCAAGGCUAGAGGGUAGGUCUGUAGGAUUUAGUUAAUCCUUGGCCUGGGGUAAGUUUUGGUGUCUGUUAUGUAAUAUUGGUGGAAUUGUUGAAUUCUGCUGUGACAACUUCUGUGUAAAUAAUUGACUGGUUUACAUUUCUGUUGCUGUUUUUUUCCCUUAUGAGGAACUUUAUUCCUGGUGUAUAUACGUACUAUGUUUUGUCUCU
This is a messenger RNA of Telopea speciosissima, 884 nucleotides long. RefSeq names its product ESCRT-related protein CHMP1B. The record is from RefSeq and is a predicted model, not a curated record. Gene Ontology annotation, cellular component: ESCRT III complex; multivesicular body. Bases 83 to 694 code for a protein of 203 amino acids. NCBI's taxonomy places the organism in Eukaryota, Viridiplantae, Streptophyta, Magnoliopsida, Proteales, Proteaceae. Gene Ontology annotation, biological process: endosome transport via multivesicular body sorting pathway; protein transport; late endosome to vacuole transport. The transcript has a single exon.